Messenger RNA from Funneliformis caledonium, 151 nucleotides. The record is from the annotation of a GenBank genome assembly. Lineage: Eukaryota; Fungi; Glomeromycota; Glomeromycetes; Glomerales; Glomeraceae.
UGAUCGACUCUUUAGUGGCGAAUACAUGGUGGUUCCCUUAGAUGUUCUGGGACGUACGGUCGUAAAACUUCAUCAUGACGAGGAAUCCCAAGCAGUGUGGUCAAUGAUGUCAAUAACUAAGAAGACUCGUCCUGAUUGCCUGAUUGAAAAG